This is a messenger RNA of Paramuricea clavata, 2997 nucleotides long. NCBI's taxonomy places the organism in Eukaryota, Metazoa, Cnidaria, Anthozoa, Malacalcyonacea, Plexauridae. The record is from the annotation of a GenBank genome assembly.
AUGUCAUUCAAAAGUGAUGGUUAUGUGGAAACACCACCAGAACUCAAUCGUACACUCCAAUCACUGAGUAAUAUUAAUAGCAAACCACUUAGCUGGUCAAGCAAAGAGAUUCAGUCACAACUGCCGAUAGAUAUUCUGUUAAUAACAGCAAAUAAAGAUGCAUUCAUUGCUUGCUAUUCAUACAUGAAACAAGUUCAACGAAGUAGCCGCUGGAAACUGGGAAUGGUAUAUUUUGGUCAAUUUGGCGAUGGGAGUAGUCAGAACUUAAGAGUUGCAUUGAUGAGACGUGGAAACGGAUCGAUGGAAAGUCAUAAAGCUGUGGCAAAUGGCGUUGAGAUUUUGCGCCCCAAAGUCGCCCUUUUGGUCGGGAUCUGUGAAACCUUAGAUCUGAAAACGGCGAAACGUGGUGAUGUUGUAAUUUCUGCGAAAUUGGAAAUUUAUAAUAUGAAAUUUAAAUCAGACAACACAAUUGAAUAUUGCGGCACCAGACCGAAUGUGGGUCAAGGUAUGACAAAACUUAUUCUGUCUGCGGCUGAUGGUUGGAAACCACCAUUAAAAGACCCGAAGAGUUUUAAAGUCAAUGUUCAUCUAGGCGCUUUGGUGUUAAGUGGCUCAAAUUAUAUUGAAAAUCGUGAAAGACUUAAAGAGUUAAAAAAACAAAUUCCAGAUGCGCUUGUUAUUGAAAACGAGGAAAUAGGUAGGUAUAGAAGCUUCCUACAAGUGAGUGGUUCUGCCAUCUGUGUACUCCACACCAAAAAGGCUUAAAGCCUGUGAAUAAAUAUGUCAACCGAUUAGAAAUUUUUAACAUUUUUAGCAGGAGGUCUAAAACAAUAGGUACGCUGUAGCGUACGACAUGGCGUCUACUGGAUCAAAAACAAAGAAUGCUUAAUGUGAAUAAAAUACACGGAAUGACCAAUUUUAUUAGAAUUAACAAGACGCUCUGCGGAGCGUUAACUCGCUGGGGCUAUACAACUACGCACAUUGCUGUACAAUGCCAGACAUGAUACAUACAGUACACAGCUGACAGCUUUUUCAAUUGAGAUUCAAGGUUUUCCCCGAGCUAAGCGGAAAAGUCGAAUACGAGCGCGAAAGGCUUAAUAACACAGUACUAAAAUGCGGUAGGCCCUACAAGUAAAGUUAUAUUUAGUACGCUACAUUCUUCUUCAAAACUGUCAGCCGCCAGUUGGUCUAGAAUUAAACUGCGCUUUAAAACGUUCAAAAUAAAAUAUUUUGGGGCUGAAUCGAACGGUGUCGCUUUCUUGUCAAAAUAUAAAGCAGCACAGUCAAACGUAUAAACUUUUAUAAACUUGCGAUUUGCGAAGUUGCUGUUUCCAUGCGAAAUUCCUUGUAAAAUUGUUUAAUUUUCCCGAAUUUUCCUAAAAAUGGAGGGCUAUUUAUGGAUAAUUCGGGUAAAAAUUGGCAGCAUUAAUAUUCUAUUUUGUGGCUAUCGAUGACGAUUGGAGAUUCACUAUUGGAGAUUGCCGAUCUACUAAAAAUGAAUGCCAAAACCUAUACUCGCCAGGGCACAGGUGCCCCAGCGAGUAAUAAAGAUAAGCUAUAACAUAUCACAUAAAUAUACACUUUAAUUUAUAGUAGCUUCCAUAGCAAAUCUGGUGCGUCAAUCAGUCCUUGAAUGCUAGUGUAUUAAUUAUACCAUUUCCAAGAUAUUCAUUGAAAAGAAAUAAUAUAUUAGAAAUUAAUUCAUAAAAAUGCCUUUAAUGUUUUAAAAUAUAUUAUAGAAAUGUCAGCUUAAAGAACCAAAAAAGUCAUUCCUGCCACACCUCUGUACCACACGUAACAACAAUAUAGUCAAGGGAAUGCAACAUUGCAGGUGUUGUAGUUAAGGUGCAUUAAUUUUAUAGUUCUUACAAUUUUAGGAUACAAAAUAUAAAUGCAUUAAAUACAAUAUAAAAUUCUCUCAUUCCCUGUUCAUUGAAAAUACUGUCAACAAACUCAGCAGUGCAUGUACCUAGCAUCUUUGAACUUCGAAGCGACGAAGAGUCAAAGUUUUAAAUUAAUACCAAUACUAAUAAUUUUAAUGGGGAAAACAAUACUAGUAAUUUUAAUGUAUAAAACAAAAGCAAACAAUCGAAUUCGAGAUUUGAAGGUGUUUAUAUUAUUAUAUAUAGCGAGGAAGAGUCAUUGUCCCCCAAACCUGCUUGGCGGCUAUUUUAAUGGCGAAAUAAUAGAUUUCAACCAUCCUAUAUGGUUAUACUUGCUCAUUUUAACUUCUUUAAACCAAAAUUGCAUCAAAGAAAUGUUUAUUAUCAUCAUUUGUUGCUAUUUGUCACUUCCGAAGGUAAGACGUGAACAACUGAUUCGACAUUGUGGUUGACAAAACGAUAAAAUGACUCUCAAUUUAUAUCAAAUAUGGAGUCGAACAAGACCAAACGUAUAAAAUAUUAAUAACCACAUUGCAUGUGAUCGAAGCUUUAUAAAUAAAAUACCCCCACCACCACUGAAUACACGCUAAGCAAAAUACUAAAUAGUCAUUGCCAGUGAAUGAGUAACGCUUUUUGCAAAUUUCGAGUUUCGAAGAAAGUUUCUCCAGUUUAAGGUAAGCUGUUUUGAGUUUUUAGAGUAGUAUACAGUCUCAUGCAUGCAUUCAAUUGGCGAGAAGCCGAGAGAAAUGAUCACGAACUUUAUAUUGUAUUUUGCCCUGUUAUAUAUAUAUAUAUAUCCUCUUGUCGACGCCAAAAAUGUUGUUCCAGUAGACGCCAAAAAUGAUCAUGUCUUCUCAUCGCAUCAAGUGUUUUUCAUUUAGUGCUUUUAGGUUUAUAUCCAGCGGCAUAUGAUCUUGAGAUGGAAUGGGCCAUUGUAACAGGUGUAUCCAAUUUGGCAGGUGGAAGUAAUUUAGAAAAUGUGGCGGGACUUUGGGAGCGAUUUGCUACUGUUGUGGCGGCAUCUAUCAUACAUAAUAUGUUCAAAUACUCUGUUGUACUAGAAGACUGGCCUCACCGCAGAGAAACAGGUAGUAAUUCUAAUAUAUCGGAAUGA